CCGCCUCGUGGCGGCGAUCAGCUGCGCGCGCGUCACGUGGGCGCGUGUCGAAGGUCACGGCGCCCACAAUGGAGCUGUCGUCGUACGCGCAGGGAGGGUGGCGGCUGCUGGGCGACCCCCGGCGCUUCCCCCGCCGCUCUUACGCCGCUCUGCUCCGCGCCGCCUUCCGCAGCCUCCUCCUAGGGCACUCCCAGGAAGGGUUGGUUGAUACCGAGGCGGCGGGGCGUGCAGCGCCUGUCAGCCCUGCCUGGCACGGCUUGCACCCGCCAGUGCUUCAGCUCCUCUCUUCCUCCUCCUCGCACUUUGCCUACUUGCUCCGUCCUUUUGCUCUAAGCCCCCACAUGUGUUCCAUUUUAAAAGUUUUGUGGGAAAGUAAUUCAUUUGCUUUAGACGAUCCGGACCUGAAAGAUAUUGACCCCACGGUAUUAAAACAUUGCCAUGCUGCGGCUGCCAUGUGUAUUCUGGAGGCAGGAAAGCAGAAAGCCGACAUAUCUGCUAUAAGCACAUGUCUAGAAGACUGUAAACUGGAUAAAGAGAGAAUAGAACAGUUUUGCACCGAAUAUCAGAAAAACAAGGAUGCAUUGGAAAUCCUGUUGGGAAGCAUAGGCAGAUCUCCUCUCCAUAUAACUGAUGUGUCUUGGCGCUUGGAAUAUCAGAUCAAGAACAAUCAACUUCAUAAAACUUACCAGCCUUCCUACUUGGUGACCUUAAACGUAGAGGACAGUGAUUCAGGAUCACACCCAGAUGUUAGCUUUAGUUGCACGAUGGAGCAGUUACAGGAUUUAGUUGGAAAACUAAAAGAUGCUGCAAAAAGUUUAGAAAGAGCGUCUCAGAUUCUCGUCCCCCCUUCCCGCUACCGCGGCGCUUUUGCUCCGUUGUCCACAGCGCUUUGUCAGUUCGCCACAACCAGUCUUGAAUCCUCUGCAAGAGCGGCGGCUGUACCGGUAACGGAGGCAAAAAGGGCUGUGGAAGCUGCCUGCGGGGCCGGGGCACCCCACGAAAAGCCGCAGCCCGCAGGAUCGAGCGGAGCCGGCUGUCGGCUCCAGCCCGACGGCGUCUUCCCGCCCUCGCGGGGCCGCUCAGCGCCCGCCGUCGGGACCGCUGCCGUCCUCUACCGCUCGCCUUGGGCCGCCCCGGUGCCGGUGGCCGCUGCGGAGCACGUCCGCACCUGCAGGAGGGGGCACAGCGGCCCCGCGGAAGAAGCGCGGCGGCGGGCGGGCCCUCGCCCUGCCGCGGCGCCCGGCGUAGAGCGGGGUUCUUCCCGCCCCGCUGCGUCUCUCCCGGGCUGCGGGCGGCGUCUUGUCCGCGGCGGCGGAGAGCACCAGCGACGGUUUCCCCGCUUCCCUCCCGCCCACUGCGGUGGAAGCGCCCGGUGCUCCCCGUCUGUCGGAGGGGGGGGGGGGGGGGGGAACACCCCGGGUGCCCGCGACACCCGCUGCGCCGCCGCUCGGGGAGAGGAAGCCUCGGCGCGGCCCCAGGGGGUCGCGUCCCCCCGACGCCGGCGGCCCCGCCAAGUCCCGGGGCCGCGUGCGGCCGAGGAUCAGCAGGCACGAGGCGGCGGGGGCGCGAGGCCGCGGGGCAGUGCCCCUCGGGGGGCUCGGUCCGGGGCGUGCGGGACCAAUAAUAAAGAGAGGAACGCGAGCGAGGCCGCGAGGCGGAGCGGGGGGCAGAGGGAGAGACAAUGGGCUGGUGGAGAGAGGACCCAUCCGGACCGGGGAGACUUUGCGCUCCCAGCGCCUGAGCCGCCGGGGCGGCGAACUCGGAGGGAGAGAGAGCGAGAGGGAGCGAGAAGGGCCGGUGGACGACCGGAGGAAACACGGGUGUUUUGGGGGUUGUUUAAGGAUCCGGAGACUUGUUUUCUCCUGUCCCAACACCUUACACUGGUGCUGCAAAUCUCGUUCCACCUCUUGCAAAACUUUGCACCGCGCUCGCUUCGUCCGCGGGAGGCUUUUCAAACGAGAGUCAAAAGAGGGGAGGGAAGGACAGAAAGAGAAAGAGUUGCGGGGUGGGACAGAAAGGAAGGAAGGAAAGAGAGAAAGGAGGGAAGGGGAGAAUGGGGAAGAAGGGAUGCCGGCGGCGCUGCGCGGGAGCUGGGGCUCGGCACCCCGCUGGCGGUGCGGGGGGCUCGGUCCAGGGAGCGCGGCGCGGCGGAGGGAGGGAGGGAGCGGAGGGGGAGAGGAGCGAUCUCAGACCAGCUCCUCGCACCGAGUCGACGUGGAGAGAGGCCCCUGAGAGGAUCCGAAAUGGCCGAGGCUCGGGAGGAGCCUCUGGCGCUCGCCUCCUCCGGGCUGCGACCCCGAAGCCCGGCUCGGUCCUGGCUGCCCCGCACCGCGCCCCGGCACCCUCCGGGCUGUGGCACCCGGACCCCGCCCGCACCACCCCCGUCCUCCCCGCCCUCCCCCUCCCCUCGCAACCGGGCUCCCAGACCCCCGCGGGCUCCUCGGCUCUUCCACCCCCUCCGCCAGCCCCCGGGCCCCGCGUCCCACCCCCUGGCCCGGCUCGGCUCGGCCCGGCCCGCCCCCCCAGCCCGCCCCCCCGCCCGGCUCUCAGCGGAGCAGAUCCGGAUCGGCACCGAGCAGCAGCGGCAGCCGCCCGGACCCCCCUCGCGGGCCGGCCCCGCCGCCCCGGUGCCCGGCCCCGCUCCGAGGUGCGUGUCCCCCCCUCUGUCCCUCCCCCGCCGCCGCCCCUCCCCGCUCUCCGGAAAUGCCAGGGCAGCCGCACCGGGAGGCGCUGGUUCCCCUUUGUGCUGCUCGCCGGCAGCCCGGUGCCCGGCCGGCUCCCCGCUCAGAGCUCCCCUCCGUCCCGCCGCAUCGCCGCUGAGCCGCCCGGGGAGCCCGAGCCGGCUGGUGCCCCGCCGCUCCGCGAGGAGAGCCGGUGUCCGCCCAGGAGCGGCGCGAACCGCCCCUCGCCACGCCAAAAUGCACCGAACCACCAGAAUCAAAAUAACGGAGCUAAACCCCCAUCUCAUGUGCGUGCUCUGCGGCGGGUACUUCAUUGAUGCAACAACCAUCAUAGAGUGCCUCCACUCCUUCUGUAAGACCUGUAUCGUGCGUUACUUGGAGACCAGCAAGUACUGUCCCAUCUGCGAUGUCCAAGUUCACAAAACUCGACCACUUUUGAAUAUAAGGUCAGAUAAAACUCUCCAAGAUAUUGUAUACAAGCUAGUACCAGGCCUUUUCAAAAAUGAAAUGAAAAGAAGAAGGGAUUUUUAUGCUGCUCAUCCAUCGGCUGAUGCUGCCAAUGGCUCUAAUGAAGACAGGGGAGAAGUGGCUGACGAAGACAAAAGAAUUAUAACAGACGACGAGAUAAUAAGCUUAUCCAUUGAAUUCUUCGACCAGAAUAGACUGGAACGGAAAGGAAAUAAGGAGAAAGAAAAAUCAAAGGAAGAGGUGAAUGACAAAAGAUACUUGCGCUGCCCAGCAGCAAUGACAGUGAUGCAUCUAAGAAAGUUCCUGAGGAGUAAAAUGGAUAUACCCAACACUUUCCAGAUUGAUGUGAUGUACGAAGAGGAACCUCUGAAGGACUACUACACCCUAAUGGAUAUUGCCUACAUCUAUACCUGGAGGAGGAACGGGCCUCUCCCCCUGAAAUACCGGGUCCGACCUACUUGCAAGAGGAUGAAGAUCAGUCACCAGAGGGAAGGCUUAAAUAAUAGCGGGGAGCUGGAAAGUGACUCUGGGAGCGACAAGGCGAGCAGCCCAGCGGGAGGCAUCCCCUCCACCUCCUCCUGUUUGCCCAGCCCCAGCACACCUGUCCAGUCUCCUCACCCCCAGUUCCCCCACAUCUCCAGCACCAUGAACGGCACCAGCAGCAGCCCCAGCAGUAACCACCAGUCCUCCUUUACCAACAGAGCACGGAAAACAUCGAUAAAUGGCUCCUCGGCCACUUCAUCUGGUUGAUGUGCCAACCAGGCUACUACCCCCCUGCCCCUUCUUUAUAUAGAUCUCUCCAUGCCAUUACAGCUUUAUAGAUGCUAAUCCAUGUGACUCUCGUCCAAAUUGCUUUCUUUUGUAGUGACACUGAACUUGGCUAUAAAAGGACUAAGUGACAUUCAGGAUGGACGUUAAUGGAAACGCAAGAUUGAAAUGUAAAUGGUUUUCAGAGGACUGGGUAGCAAACAAAAGUUACACCUUCACCUUGUUCUGAGUGAUACGGAGUUGUUUCCGUCCCCCAUCAUCUGGACUCGGCAGUCUCCAGAAGUCAAUCCAAAUCCCAGGAAGUAGUUUGUUAAUCCAGACUAACUCCUCCAUUGCGUUCUCUUCGAUUGUUAUUGUUCUUAUGCUGUUUCGUGAACCUGUAGAAAGCAAGUGCUUUUUCAUCUUGAAAUCCAACAAAAUGGAAAGAAUAUGCAUAGAAUAAUGCAUAUAUGUAGCCAUGUCACUGUGAAUAACAAUUUUUGCGUAUUAGCCAUUUUGAUUCUUAUGUUGCAUCUUUUACUCCUCUGUUGCUGCGCAGAACCGAUCAAAAGAAAAGUAAACUUCAGUUUUACAAUCUGUAUGCCUAAAAGCGGGUAUUACCGUUUUAUUUACUGACUUGUUUAAAUGAUUCGCUUUUGUAAGAAUCAGAUGGCAUUAUGCUUAUUGUACAAUGCCAUAUUGGUAUAUGACAUAACAGGAAACAGUAUUGUAUGAUAUAUUUAUAAAUACUAUAAAGAAAAUAUUGUGUUUCAUGCACUCAUGAUAUGGUUGUUAAAUUUCUAAACUGGUUCGACCCUUGCAGAUGCCGCCUGUUCGAGCUUUGCUCAUACUGCAAGAAACACUUUGCGUGUGAGAGCUACAGUAUUGGGAAAGCACAUUUGAGUGUCUGAUAUAACCAGAAGACAAUUGGCAAUCUUGAAAGGAUUUUACUGGCUUUGUCUUGUUUUUUUUUUUUCUUUUCCAAGUGAUAUAUUUUUACUUUACCAAAUGCUGAAGUGAUGCAGUGAAGAAAAAAAAGUAAAAAAAAAAAAAAAAAAGUUGAUGGACAUGGAAGUUUUUGACCUGUUUGGUUACUUUUUUAUUAUUUGGUGUGGUGGGACUGUGUUUCUAAAAGCACACGGAAUCAUUAGAGAAGCCAUAAACUAUUUGGUAUAAAUUUUAUGGAACCAGCAAGUGGCUGGGUGAAGGCAUUUUAUCUAAAUUUGUUUUAAUAUAUAUGUAUAUGGUACAGUACUAACUUCAUUAAAAUUUAACAGGUACUUUAAUAUUUCAGAUAAAUCCUGGAGAAUGCCUCCUCUUUAAUGGCCUGCAAAUAGGUGCAUUUUAGGGUAUUUUGGUUUUGUUUUUUUUUUCUCAGUAGAAGAAACUUUUCCACCAUAAAAUCUGAACAGCCCAGAACACUUUUCAGUUUGUGCUUUGCUUUGGUCGAACUUCGUGUGUGUUCAUCACCCAUCAAUUAUACAUUUGUGAGGGUGUUUAUUCUAUAUGGAUAUUGUUUCAUGUUUGUACGGGAAAAUUGUAGUUAAACAUUUCAUUGUCUCCAGUCUGCAAAAGAAGCACAAUUCUUAUUGCUUUGUCUUGCUUAUAGUCAUUAAAUCAUUACUUUUGCAUAUAAA
Pezoporus flaviventris is the source of this 5533-nucleotide messenger RNA. RefSeq lists its product as uncharacterized. Gene Ontology annotation, biological process: negative regulation of transcription by RNA polymerase II. Bases 69 to 3899 code for a protein of 1276 amino acids. NCBI's taxonomy places the organism in Eukaryota, Metazoa, Chordata, Aves, Psittaciformes, Psittacidae. The transcript is spliced from 22 exons. Gene Ontology annotation, molecular function: promoter-specific chromatin binding. The record is from RefSeq and is a predicted model, not a curated record. Gene Ontology annotation, cellular component: PRC1 complex.